Gavia stellata (red-throated loon) is the source of this 4247-nucleotide messenger RNA. It is a transcript of the gene NOS1AP, whose product is annotated as nitric oxide synthase 1 adaptor protein. Lineage: Eukaryota; Metazoa; Chordata; Aves; Gaviiformes; Gaviidae. The record is from RefSeq and is a predicted model, not a curated record. Bases 28 to 1524 code for a protein of 498 amino acids. Gene Ontology annotation, molecular function: nitric-oxide synthase binding. The transcript has 11 exons.
GGGCAGCCCGGCCGCCGCGGGGCCGCCAUGCCCGCCAAGUCCAAGUACAACCUGGUGGAUGACCGGCACGACCUCCGCAUCCCCCUGCACAACGAGGACGCCUUCCAGCACGGCAUCUGCUUCGAGGCCAAGUACAUCGGGAGCCUGGAUGUGCCACGGCCAAACAGCCGGGUGGAGAUCGUGACGGCCAUGCGGCGGAUCAGGUAUGAGUUUAAAGCCAAGAAUAUCAAGAAGAAGAAAGUGAGUCUCAUCGUGUCAGUGGAUGGUGUGAAGGUCAUUCUGAAGAAGAAGAAGAAGCUUCUUUCGUUGCAGAAAAAAGAAUGGGCCUGGGACGAGAACAAAAUGCUCAUCAUGCAUGAUCCCAUCUACAGGAUAUUCUACGUGUCCCACGACUCCCAGGACUUAAAGAUCUUCAGCUACAUUGCCAGGGAUGGGUCUAGCAAUGUCUUCAGGUGCAAUGUCUUCAAAUCCAAGAAGAAGAGCCAAGCCAUGCGCAUCGUCCGGACGGUGGGGCAGGCAUUCGAGGUUUGCCACAAGCUGAGCCUGCAACACACUCAGCAAAAUGCGGACGGGCAGGAGGACGGAGACAGUGAGAGGAACGGGGACGAUCUGGAUGUCCCAGCCUGCCGCCUCGCUGGUGCGGAGAGGGUGGCCGCGUCCGCAGAGGAGACGGACAUCGACGCUGUGGAGCUGCCGCUGCCCGGAGCUGACAUCCUCGACUUCAGCCGCGGGGUGACCGACCUCGAUGCUGUGGGCAAGGAGGCGAGUGCCGACACCAAGGUACUUUUUCAGCACCCCCAACAAAAUAUCCUGACGGCGUCGCCCAAGAUGCUGCUGCCCUCGUCUGCCCAGCUGCCGGACCUGGGAACACCCCUCUCUGCCCACCACCAAAUGCAGCUUCUGCAGCAGCUCCUGCAGCAGCAGCAGCAGCAGACACAAGUGGCCGUGGCACAGGUCCACUUGCUGAAGGACCAGCUGGCCGCGGAGGCGGCGGCACGGCUGGAGGCCCAGGCUCGCGUGCACCAGCUCCUGCUCCAGAACAAGGACUUGCUGCAGCACAUCUCGCUCCUGGUCAAACAGGUGCAGGAGCUGGAGCUGAAGCUGGCGGGGAACACCACCACAGGCUCCCAGGACAGUCUGCUGGAGAUCACCUUUCGCUCCAACGUCCUCCCCGUCCUCUGCGACCCGACCACUCCACAGCCUGAGGACACCCACCCGCCGCCACUGGGCCCCAGCUCGGGCUUCCCCAGCGCCCUGGGCAGCCCCAUAGGUAGGAACGACUGUCUGGUGAAGCUAGAGUGCUACCGCUUUCUGCCGGGCUCGGGGCCGCCCGCCCCAGAGCCGCCGCUGGGCAGCCUGGAGCUCAUCAAGUUCCGCGAGUCAGGCAUCGCCUCCGAGUACGAGUCCAACACGGACGAGAGCGAGGAGCGCGACUCCUGGUCCCAGGAGGAACCACCGCGCCUGCUCCAUGUCCAGCCCAGGCAGGACCUGGGCGACAGCCUGGAGGACGAGAUCGCAGUGUAGGGGUUGGCAGGAGGUGGUGCGGAGCAGCCGGGACCUGCUGGAGCUGGGGCGGGCCCUGGCCAUAGCCCCCUGGCCCUGGCAGGGAUGGGACAGCCCAGAGAGAGAGGGGACAGAGGAGGGAGCACAAGGCGUCCAGCACACGGCCGGGAGGUGUGCGGAGGUGAGGACGGAGCUGUGCCGAGGGGGUGUGCUGGCCAUGCUGUGCUCCAGUGUGCGUGGGCUUGUGUGCUGAGCUGGAGCGUCCCCGCUUCGCAUCGGAUGGUGAGCUGACAGCUGCUUGUGCUACCCGCUGGUCCCCGUCCCCAUGCAAGCCAUGUUUUGAGGUCAGGCAGAGGCGAGGGACUCCCUGCUGGAUUAGCCACUGCUGCUGGUGCUGCUGCAGGGGGGAGCGCUAAAGCGGAUGAAGGUUUUUGCUGGGGGAAUGAGAGAGCAGGCAUGGGGCAGUGAGCGGGGACAAGAGCAACCAAGGAGCUAGCGCAGGGCGGUGAGCAGGGACAGAGCCGCUGGCAGAGGAUCUGGCUCUCUUGUGUGGUAGAGAGGGAGGGAGACAAGGUCUGGGCCGUGCUAGCGGGUUGGUUAGGGUUGGCGACGGUGCACUGUAGGCGUGGGUGCGUGAGUGAGAGGUGAGACAGCGAAGGACAGUGGGGACGAGCCUGGGAAGGAGCUGAAGGGGUGAGAUGAGGCCGUGCAGGGUGGCUGGGAGCAGGUAGCUCCUGGUAGAGUGCUGGUGCUUGUGGCACUUCCAGGGCAGGGUUUGUCCCUGCCUGAGGCAGGUGGAGGGUGUGCGGUCACUGCCCGCUCCUCUCCCAGGCUGUGGAGUGGAGAGGAAGGCACAGCUCGGCGAGGAGCAGGGAGCCAGGGCACGCAGCACGGGGCUGUGGGGUGUCCUUCCCUCAUUGCCCAGUCCUUGGGCUCCUCGGCAUGGCUGCCAGGUUUCAAAGCCUUUCUGGUGCUCUCAAGUCACGUUUUCAAGCACUUCCCUGCACCCACCAUCACCACAAACUCUCUGCUUUGUUUUAUAGACAAACCCUCCCAUUUCUAAGCAGGCGCUUGCCCCUGGGCCAGGGCUGGGGGGUGCAGUGCUGGCAUUGGCCCUGUACAGGGAUGGGCACGCUUGCUGCCCCUCAAUGGGGAGCGAACUGCUGGUGUCUGCAGGUGGGCUCCUUCACACCUCUGGUUUGCACCCUCCGGAAAAGUGAAUCCAAAAUCUCAGGAUCUCCCACCAGACCCAUCUCGGGGUCUGGCAUGGCUGAGGCAUCUGUGGGAGCCUCCAAGGGAUCCAAAGCUUGUCUCUUUUCUGCAAGCACAUUUAUCAGCUGCCUGUUGCUGCAGCCUCCAAGAGACCACAGCUGAAGGGGUAUGAGCCAGAGUCCUGAUGUCCCCCCUGUUCCUUGUGGAAACACUUGAUGAGAUGAGGAUUGGCACAGUUGUCUUCCUCCCCAUCCACCCUCCUAUCCUGCUUCUGCUUCUGCUUCGCUUUGUUGCUUUCCUCUGCUCUUGCCUUCACCAGCUCUGUCUCUGCUAGAUCUGCCUGCACCUAACCCCUAGCUGAGCAUGUCCCAGGCACAAGCUCUUGCUCUCCCCCAGGGCUUAGCCCGGCUGCUGAGGAAGAUCCAUCGCUUCUUUCUGCCCCAGUCCCCUUGGGACUGAGGGCUGCCAAGGAGUGAGGUGUGGAUGAGACCCCCAGGGUCAGUAUGAGCUGUGCUGUGCGGCCCCCAUCAGAGGAGGAGGCUGGAUGCUGUGAGGAGCUAGAGAGUCCUAGUGGGAAGGAAGGCCACAUGCAGUGUCCCCAGCAGUGGCCUGGUGUCCAGGGGAGCCCCUGCACCAGCCACAGAGGGGGCAGAGUGGGAGUGGGUGCUGGUUGGGACCCUUGUGCUCCUGUCCUCUGACCACCAAUACUUCCGUAUGCCCUGUCCUGCACCGCUGUGGGUACAGCUGUGUGCCAGCCCCUCUGCUGGGGACCCCGACAUCCCGCUGCCAGCUCACAGUGGUUGGAGAUGAAAGCGUGGGAUGGGAGGCUGGUCCCGCCAGGAGGGAGAGUGGGCAUGGCAGCACGCACAGGACAUGGAGCAGGCAGGGUAGGGAUGCAUGCGUGAGCUCGGAGAGGGAUUUCCAUGUGAGCAGACAGAUCGUGCAGGAGAGGGGACAGCAGGAGCUCAGCCAUACAGGCAGGGCAGACGAAGGGAGAGCCCGGGAGGAGCAGCAGCAGGUAGGAGGUCUCUUCCAGGCUGGGCUGCCUCAGAAAGCAGGCAGGGCUGAGCCAUUUCCCCAGGCCACCCCUCCUGCCUGUCCCUGUUGCACACACGCAGCCCAGGCGGUGCCCCGUGAGGACCUGUUGGGACCAGCUGCGGGCUCGGGCUCCUGCCCGGCACUCUGCCCACAGGGGACGGUGGUGGGUGCCCCACAGGCUGACGGGGUGCUGCCGGAGCCAGGUGGGACCCUGCUAGUGUUCUGCCGCGCAGCAGGUGUACAUGUGUAAAUGAUCCUCAUCCUAACUCGGCGCUGCCUCCAAGACGCCUCUCUAGCCUCUCACUUUUGUUAUGGACCUUUACUGGGGAUUUAUAGCUAUAUUUUUUGUCCUUUCUUUUCCUACAACUGUCGUGUUACUAACUGUUAACUCAAUCUAUCUGGGAAACCAAUCUGUCAAUGUAAGUGCACUUAACCCUUGGGUGUUGUCAUUAGUUGACUGGCUUUUGCUAAAUAAAUCUUUCUAUUUCUCAAGG